Molecule: messenger RNA, 535 nt
Organism: Rhagoletis zephyria (snowberry fruit fly)
Lineage: Eukaryota; Metazoa; Arthropoda; Insecta; Diptera; Tephritidae
Product: fibrous sheath CABYR-binding protein-like
Source: RefSeq, a predicted model, not a curated record
AUGGAGGAGGCAGCAGCCACUGAGGAGCCGCCCCCAGCAUGGCUACCGCCGCCGGCAAUGGACGAGGCAGCGACCGCCGAAGAGCCAGCCUUACUUCCGCCUCCGGCAAUGGAUGAGGCAGCCAUUGAAGAUCCUCCACCAGCCUUGCUGCCGGCAAUCGACGAGGCGGCCACUGAGGAGCCGCCCGCUUUUGAGCCGGCCACUGAAGAGCAGGCCUUGCUUCCGGCCGCCGAAGAGCCCCCUCCUCCGCACACCGAGGAACCGCCACCCGGACAGGAAGAGCCGCCAGCUGAUGUGGCGCUAAUGGCCGACGAGCCGCCCACUUUGCUGCCGCUCACCGCUGAUGAGCCGCCGGCUUUGGAGAGCUUUGAGCCAGCCCCGGAGACGGAGGAGCCGGCAGCGGAACUGCUGCCCCCACCUGGGCCACCAGUGGCGGAGAGAGUGCUGCCCGCCUUUGAGCCCAUCACCGAGCUGCCUCCAGCGUGCGACCCGCCCAUCUUGGAGCCCACCUUUGAGCCAGUGGCGGAGAGGGCGU